Messenger RNA from Helianthus annuus (common sunflower), 781 nucleotides. RefSeq names its product ethylene-responsive transcription factor 1. Gene Ontology annotation, biological process: regulation of DNA-templated transcription; ethylene-activated signaling pathway. The record is from RefSeq and is a predicted model, not a curated record. Lineage: Eukaryota; Viridiplantae; Streptophyta; Magnoliopsida; Asterales; Asteraceae. Bases 57 to 665 code for a protein of 202 amino acids. Gene Ontology annotation, molecular function: DNA binding; DNA-binding transcription factor activity. The transcript has a single exon.
UUCAACAUUCAAAUACCAAAAUCAAAACUGAAUUACCUAAAAAACACUCACAGAACAUGUUUCAAGAUCAAUCAUUCAUGUCAGAAUCUGAUAUCUCUUUUCUUGAUUCAAUCCACCAACAACUUCUCUACGACUCCCAAUUCUCCGACCUUUUUCCGGCAACAAACAGUGGAUUAUCCGGCAACGGAGGACCUGACAGGGAUACGGUGGUUUCCGGUGAGCCCAAGCCGCCGUUGGUGAAGCUUGAGAGGGUAGAAGAAGAAGUGGGAAACCAAGAGGUUACAGUGGGACAAGAAACUCACGUGCCACAAGAAUUCAGGAAGUUCCGGGGAGUCAGGCGGCGGCCGUGGGGGAAAUACGCGGCGGAGAUAAGAGAUCCGUCGAAGCGUGGGGCGAGGGUAUGGCUUGGCACGUAUGAGACGCCUGAAGAUGCAGCCGUGGCUUAUGAUCAAGCCGCGUAUAAAAUACGUGGGUCUAGGGCUUUGUUAAAUUUUCCACAUUUGAUUGGGACGAAUAUGGCGGAGCCUGUUAGGGUGACUCCACGACGGAAGACGCUGGGGGAGGCUGGGUCUCCCCCAUCGUCUUCGUCAGAAGAUUAUGGUUUGGAGGGGCAGAGGAAAAUUAGUAGUACGAGGAUGGAUGAUUCUUACUAUAAGCCUUACUAAGAUGAAUGAUUUAUUGACUGAUUUGAUUAAUUAAUUUCAUUCUUUUGAUUAAGGAAGUGAAAUUAAACUUUUGUUUCCAAUUUAAAUAAUUAGUUUACAUUGAAAUGUAAUUACCA